Lacerta agilis (Sand lizard) is the source of this 1573-nucleotide messenger RNA. RefSeq names its product aryl hydrocarbon receptor interacting protein (gene AIP). Gene Ontology annotation, molecular function: peptidyl-prolyl cis-trans isomerase activity; protein binding. The coding region runs from base 113 to 1105 and encodes 330 amino acids. The record is from RefSeq and is a predicted model, not a curated record. The transcript is spliced from 6 exons. NCBI's taxonomy places the organism in Eukaryota, Metazoa, Chordata, Lepidosauria, Squamata, Lacertidae.
GGAAAUAACCGACGACAUCCGGCAUCCGCCGAAGGGAGCUUCGGCGGCUCAUCCGUAAGCUACGGAGACACACGAAGGUUGCCUCGAAGCAAAACUCGGGCGAGGAGCCAUCAUGGCGGACCAGGUCGCGCAGCUCCGGGCGGAUGGCAUCCAGAAGCGGUUGGUGCAGGAAGGCCGAGGGCCCCUACCAGAUUACCAGGAUGGUACCAAGGUGACCUUCCACUAUCGCACACUGCUCUGCAGUCCAGACCAGCGAGUCUUGGAUGACAGCCAUACCCGAGGGAAGCCCAUGGAGCUAAUCAUUGGCAAGAAAUUCAAGCUGCCUGUUUGGGAGACUAUCCUGCACACCAUGAGAGAGGGAGAGGUGGCUGAGUUCUUGUGUGACACAAAGCAUGUGGUCUUGUACCCAAUGGUGUCAAAGAGCUUGAGGAACAUUGCAGCUGGGAAAGAUCCUCUGGAGGGACAACGGCAUUGCUGUGGCAUUGCUCAGAUGCAUGAGCAUCACUCCCUGGGUUACCCAGACCUUGAUGAGCUACAGCAGAACCCCCAGCCCCUCAUCUUUGCCAUUGAGAUGCUCAAGGUGGAAGUUCCUGGCACAUACCGGCAAGAUCCUUGGGCCAUGUCAGAUGACGAGAAAGUGAAGGCCGUGCCCCUGAUCCACCAGGAAGGCAAUGAGCUCUACAAGGAAGGCAAAGUGCAGGAGGCAGCUGCCAAGUACUACGAUGCCAUCGCUUGCCUCAAGAACCUGCAGAUGAAGGAGCAGCCCGGAUCCCCAGAUUGGAUCCAGCUGGACCAACAAAUUACCCCUUUGCUGCUGAAUUACUGCCAGUGUAAGCUGCUGAACGAGGAGUAUUACGAGGUGCUGGAUCACUGCUCCUCUAUUCUCAACAAAUAUGAAGAUAACGUCAAAGCCUACUUCAAGCGAGCCAAGGCCCAUGCUGCUGUUUGGAAUGCAACCGAAGCGCAGGCUGACUUUGCCAAGGUCUUGCAGCUGGAUCCGUCGUUGGGCCCUGUGGUCGCCCGGGAGCUGCGUAGCCUGGAGACCCGCUUACGUCAGAAAGAAGAUGAGGACAAGGUCCGUUUCAAAGGCAUAUUCUCCCAGUAGCCACGAUGCCGCCUGCUGCUGUCCCACUUGGGACAGCUGAGGCUUUGCUGUCAGCGCCCUAGGGCCAGGCAGCACCAAUGGACCAUGCGACUCCUUGGCUCAGGGCUAGUGUGGCCCUCCCCUUUGCACAGAUAUUGGGGGAGCCGCCCUUUUUUGUCAGCAAAGUAUGUUGCCUCUGUGCAAAUAGCAGUAUUUGCCAAAGGGAAGAGGGAGAGGGAAGGGAAGGCUUUCUGAUUUCCCAGGCCAAAGAGGAAUGUGUCUGCCAGAUUAGGUGUGAGCCUCUUUAUGUUAUCCCUCCAAGUGACCCUUUACCCUGUUCCAUUGCACACGGUGCCUUUUCCUGUGUUGCUCAUGAAGAGAGAAACUUUGCUUGUGUGAGAGCUGCCAGGAGAUACUGUGAGGUUUGCUUUGUGUUGUGGGCCAAGGCUUCCUUUCCAUCCCGCCAUCCCCUCCUGCUGUUAGGGAGCA